Messenger RNA from Phlebotomus papatasi, 1638 nucleotides. Its product is annotated as cyclin-K. Gene Ontology annotation, cellular component: nucleus; cyclin/CDK positive transcription elongation factor complex. Gene Ontology annotation, molecular function: cyclin-dependent protein serine/threonine kinase activator activity. The record is from RefSeq and is a predicted model, not a curated record. NCBI's taxonomy places the organism in Eukaryota, Metazoa, Arthropoda, Insecta, Diptera, Psychodidae. Bases 208 to 1386 code for a protein of 392 amino acids. Gene Ontology annotation, biological process: regulation of transcription by RNA polymerase II; positive regulation of DNA-templated transcription, elongation. The transcript has 2 exons.
AACUACAUAGUGCUUCUUUAUAUCCACAGCGCCACGGUAACAACAUGUACUAAAAGCUGUCAGUGGUGGUAAAAGAUAAACAACAAAUUGUGCGAAAUGUGCAGGGAGAAAUGUGCUGAAAUAUUCCAUGAGGUGUAGUAGAUAAUCCUAAGAGUGAAAGUAUACUGAUAGUUUGGUGGUUAAACUGUUCAGAAAUUCGGCAAGACAAUGAAAAUGCCUUGCUGGUACUAUGAGAAGAAGGAUCUGAGAAAUACACCCUCAGUGAAGGAGGGUAUCGAUUUUGACACAGAAAGACGCUACCGGAAAGAGGGGGCGCGCUUUAUUAUGGAAUGUGGUACUGCCAUGGGUCUGGGGCACAAUACCAUGGCCACGGGGAUUGUAUAUUUUCACCGGUUCUACAUGUUUCACUCCUUUCGCACCUUUCCGCGCUACGUCACAGCAUGUUGCUGUCUUCUGCUGGCUGGGAAAGUGGAGGAGACUCCUAAGAAAGUCAAAGACAUCAUCAAGACAGCCAAGGGACUUCUGUCGGAACAGAAGUUUUUGUCAUUUGGAGACGAUCCCAAGGAGGAAGUCAUGACCCUGGAGAGAAUCCUCCUGCAGACAAUCAAAUUUGACCUGCAGGUUGAUCAUCCGUAUGGAUUUCUCGUCAAGUAUGCCAAGUGCUUCAAGGGGGACAGUACCAAAUUGCAGAAGAUGGUCCAGAUGGCGUGGAAUUUUGUCAAUGACUCCCUCAGCACCACGGUUUGCCUUCAGUGGGAGCCCGAAAUCAUUGCAGUGGCUCUGAUUCACCUGGCUAGCAAACUCAGCAAAUUCACCGUAACAGAUUGGACAGGAAAGCAGCCAAAUCAUCUGAGAUGGUGGGAUAUGUUUGUAGCGGACGUUACGAUGGAAAUCCUAGAAGAUAUCUGCCAUCAAGUGCUAGAUCUGUAUCAGCAGGCCAACAAUAAUGCCCCAACACCAGAUAGUCCUCCACAGUUGCCACCUAGCAAGGCAAGUCCACCCAUGAAGCGUGCCCAUCUCGCGUCACCGGCCACCAAGCCCGAACCAACAUUAGUGACGCCAGUGAAGAUGGGAGAUGACAAACUGGAUAGCGGAGCACCAAUUCCCAAAAUAAUCUCUACGGACAAUUUGCACUAUCCCUAUUCUGCUCCAUAUCCACCCAUGUACUCCCAUCCUCCGCCAUAUGGAUCUACAGCACCUCCACUGCCUGGUGCCAUCCCUUCCGCCUCUUCCACUUACCCCCCUUCCCUGUUCCAACAGUCAUCGUCAGCUGUUCCGCAGCACUACACCCCAUCUGCCCUGCCACUGGGACAUCCGCCGGCUCAUGCCUCUACCUACUACCAAGGUCCACCUGGACGGCAACCCUACUACCCUCCACCAACGUAGCCCGUAGCAGCCCAUGGAGCCAAAACGGUUCCGUGCAAUAAAACAUGGGAGGGAACGGAGAGAAAAAGAAAACUUCCCAGGGAAGAAAGUGUUUACCCGGCGAAGCAUGUUGUAGAAAAUAAAUAGGAGUGAAAUACUAAAAGGCAAUUGAUGUCAGUUAUCUUACGGCAAGAUAUCACAUGACUUAUUUUAUAAUUCAACCAACAGUUGUAAGAAAUACACGAUAUUAAAAAAAAAAAUAAACAAAACAAA